UCUCCUCACUAGUUACUGCGUCGACUCUUAGCUGUCGGAGAAAGUAACAGCCGUUGCUAUCGGGGGCGAGAAACAUAACGUUUGAAUUUUUUUUCAUUCUUAUAGCAGCUCUUAACGCUCCUCCUCUACAGUAAACAUGCGUGAGUGCAUCUCCAUCCAUGUGGGUCAAGCUGGUGUCCAGAUUGGCAAUGCAUGCUGGGAGCUCUACUGCCUGGAGCAUGGGAUCCAGCCAGAUGGACAGAUGCCCAGUGACAAGACCAUUGGGGGAGGUGAUGAUUCCUUCAACACCUUCUUCAGUGAGACGGGAGCUGGAAAGCACGUCCCCAGGGCUGUCUUUGUCGACCUGGAGCCCACAGUGAUUGAUGAGGUGCGCACUGGGACGUAUCGCCAGCUGUUCCACCCCGAGCAGCUCAUCACUGGCAAGGAAGAUGCUGCCAACAACUAUGCCCGUGGCCAUUACACCAUUGGCAAAGAAAUCAUCGACUUGGUUCUGGACAGGAUCCGCAAGCUGGCUGACCAGUGCACAGGCUUGCAGGGGUUCCUGGUCUUCCACAGCUUUGGAGGUGGUACCGGGUCUGGUUUCACCUCCUUGCUGAUGGAACGCCUGUCUGUGGACUAUGGCAAGAAGUCCAAGCUGGAGUUCUCCAUAUAUCCAGCUCCACAAGUGUCCACAGCUGUGGUAGAGCCCUACAACUCCAUCCUGACCACCCACACAACCCUGGAGCACUCUGACUGUGCCUUCAUGGUUGAUAACGAGGCCAUUUAUGACAUCUGCCGCAGGAAUCUUGAUAUUGAGCGUCCGACUUACACCAACCUUAAUAGGCUGAUCAGCCAAAUAGUGUCCUCCAUUACGGCUUCUCUGCGAUUCGAUGGUGCGCUCAAUGUCGAUCUGACCGAGUUCCAAACCAACUUGGUGCCGUAUCCUCGAAUCCACUUCCCUCUGGCUACGUAUGCCCCGGUUAUCUCUGCAGAGAAGGCCUAUCAUGAGCAGCUGUCUGUAGCUGAGAUCACAAAUGCCUGUUUUGAGCCAGCAAAUCAGAUGGUUAAAUGUGAUCCCCGCCAUGGCAAGUACAUGGCCUGCUGCCUGCUCUACCGUGGUGAUGUGGUACCCAAAGAUGUAAAUGCUGCCAUUGCCACCAUCAAGACCAAGCGCACGAUCCAGUUUGUAGACUGGUGUCCCACUGGUUUCAAAGUUGGCAUCAACUACCAGCCCCCUACUGUGGUUCCAGGUGGAGACUUGGCCAAGGUUCAGAGGGCUGUGUGCAUGCUGAGUAACACCACUGCUAUUGCUGAGGCUUGGGCUCGCCUGGAUCAUAAGUUUGAUCUGAUGUAUGCCAAGCGAGCCUUUGUGCACUGGUACGUGGGUGAGGGUAUGGAGGAGGGUGAGUUCUCUGAGGCCAGAGAGGACAUGGCUGCUCUGGAGAAAGAUUAUGAGGAAGUAGGUGUAGACUCCAUUGAAGGUGAAGGAGAGGAGGAGGGAGAGGAAUACUAAAGUGUUCCACUCACUUUCAGUUAAUCACUGAAGCAUGCUUAUCAUUGGUCAGAAGUUUACAUAUCAGCUUGCCUUAGUUUAGGAACUUGUUAGCAAAUGCCUGUGACAUCUUUGGUGUUUGUUCAUAUGGCACCUUGAAUGAAGUUCUGUUAUUCUCCCUUGGUACCUGCUAAAGAUUGUUCUUGAAUUCCACUGAAACAAUGUUUUGUGUAUGUUUUUAAUGUGUUGUUCUCUUCUGACUGUGAUAUGCAAUAAAUUAUUAAAUUUGUUUCAUUUUCA
This is a messenger RNA of Scleropages formosus (Asian bonytongue), 1771 nucleotides long. RefSeq names its product tubulin alpha-1B chain. Gene Ontology annotation, cellular component: microtubule. The transcript has 4 exons. Gene Ontology annotation, biological process: microtubule-based process. The record is from RefSeq and is a predicted model, not a curated record. Gene Ontology annotation, molecular function: GTP binding; structural constituent of cytoskeleton. The coding region runs from base 137 to 1492 and encodes 451 amino acids. Lineage: Eukaryota; Metazoa; Chordata; Actinopteri; Osteoglossiformes; Osteoglossidae.